Messenger RNA from Camellia sinensis, 1107 nucleotides. RefSeq lists its product as uncharacterized. The record is from RefSeq and is a predicted model, not a curated record. NCBI's taxonomy places the organism in Eukaryota, Viridiplantae, Streptophyta, Magnoliopsida, Ericales, Theaceae.
CCCUAAAAUAAAAUAAAAAAAAUCUCCUCAUGGCAUGCUCAGAUAAUUCAAUUAGAGCCAAGGGGUACGCCUGGAAAUGUACACAAUUUCGACCGUUAUAGGAUUCAAAAUCCAGUGGACCGUUCGAUAUUUGAGUACUUCCUUCUGCCGUUUCUCUCCCCCGCUCUCUCCGAAAUUCUCUCUCUCACAUCAUCUCUCUCUCUCUCUCUCUCUCAUAAGACAUGGUCGAUCACAACAACAGUAACUCAUCAAUCAUGGAGUCCAAGCAUCCACACCCACUUCACCAAAUCGCUGAAACCCCAACCCACAAGCUUCUUUUGAAGCAAUGGCUCAAAGAAGAAGAACUAAUUCUCAAUCGAAUCGCCCUCAAAGAGACCCAAAUCGACUCUGCUCGCAAAGAGAUCACCCAACUCUACUGCUUCUUCUUCCUCUUCCACUCCACAGCUCUUGUCCUCCUCUUCAGUGCCUCUUCAAGGGGUCCACAAGGCGAAGUUUGUCACAGAUCUUGGAUUCCCUCUCUCUGUUCCCUGCUCUUCUCUCUCGGUAUCGUUUGGGCUGUCCGAUACAAGACUGAUGUAGAGACCCACUUGGAGAGGCUGUUAGAGAGAGAAAAAGAGGAUGGGAAUCUCUUGGCGAAGUGUGUUGAGGAAUUGAAGAAAAAGGGAAUUGAAUUCGAUUUGCUGAAGGAAGUCGAUGCACUUCGGAGGGCUAAAAGUUUGAGGGUAGAAGCGAAAGCGGUUCGAAAGUGGUCAGCGAGGGACUUUGUUACUAUGUUCUUCUUCACUGUCUCUUGCUUGGUUCUGGGUCUUACAAGGUUCAUCCUAUGUAAUUAGAAUUUCCAUAAUGGAUCUGAGUAUAGGAGUUGGGGAAAUGGGUAAUUGUUAGAUUUGAAUCGGACACUCUCGAGCUUAUGGAUUAACAUUGUCUUUUGGGAAUUCAUUUUGUUUUUCAAGUUUGGUCGAUAUUGGUUUGUGUCAUUUACAUAGAGAAAAAUAGGCUUUAAAGGUGGGAAAGGUUGGAGUGCAGAAUACACUGUUCUGCUUUUUAUAAUUUGGGGAAGAUCAUUGGAAAAUUUAUGGAAUAAAUUUGUCUUCUUUUUUGUUGCAA